UACCAAUUCCAUACAAUCUUCGCAACAUAGACAUCUAGCUAAGCUUAUCCUCUCGUCUUAUCACAUCAUGGCCAUGCUUAGAGCUUUCAGCACAAGAAGAAACCGUGAUGGCUAUGAAAGGUUACUUGUUGAAACCGAAGUUGAGGAGCCUGUAAUUUCCAGCAAUGGUCAAUUCGAAGCACAGUUGAAGAGAGCUAGAAGUGUGCCAGCUCGAGUUUUUGGCUUAUCCAGAAAGUUUAACGGCCCCGAACUGGGGUUGCCGGAGAAGUGUCAAGAGAAAUCUUCGACAACGACCAACUCCAACAAAAAGGGCGGCAAGUCCAAGACUAUUCACCCACUUUUCAGCCUAUUUGAUGGUCGUCGUAAGAAGAAAACUACAGCUAAACCAGAGUUUGCUAGGUAUAUUGAGUAUCUCAAAGAAGGAGGGAUGUGGGACAUGAAUGCUAAUACGCCCGUCAUUCACUACAAAUGAAGCUCUGUUUUGGGGAUAAUAAAAUCCCAGAACUCGUAAACAUAUUGUUUUUUUCUUCUUUUUUUGAGAUUAUUUAAAUCUCUGCAAGCAAAUAUAUAGAUUGGAUCUUAGCUAGUAUUGAUAAUUUUUCAUUAGUUCAUUAAUAGUUCUUUUGAUGUUCCAAAA
Messenger RNA from Gossypium raimondii (Peruvian cotton), 637 nucleotides. RefSeq lists its product as uncharacterized. Lineage: Eukaryota; Viridiplantae; Streptophyta; Magnoliopsida; Malvales; Malvaceae. Bases 68 to 472 code for a protein of 134 amino acids. The record is from RefSeq and is a predicted model, not a curated record. The transcript has a single exon.